Messenger RNA from Aureobasidium musti, 1164 nucleotides. NCBI's taxonomy places the organism in Eukaryota, Fungi, Ascomycota, Dothideomycetes, Dothideales, Saccotheciaceae. The record is from the annotation of a GenBank genome assembly.
AUGGCUCCUGUCACCAAAGCCCGCAAAACCCAGGCCACAGCAACCAAGCCUUCGUCACGAGAUAGUGUCUACAGUUAUGAGAACACCAACAUACCCAAUUCACGGAGCCUGGACGCAACCACAACGAAACCUAUCCUGGACUUAUAUAUCAACGAUAGCGACCAACCCUUCAACACUUCCCUAAAGCGCAAGCGUUCUGCAUCUCCUCCAAGCAGCCCAAUGUUGCCGACCGGCGUUAACAGUGACUCUGCUUCGCAUUGUGGAUCUCUUGAACUCAGCCCACCGCACCAAGAUCCGCUACCUAUGACCUUAACUGUCGAAGUUCCGCCUGGUCACAAAGGACCCCUGGUUUUAAAUCUGGACAUUAAAUCUCUGCUCGCUCAAGCUCAAUCUCUGACACGUCCAUUCCCCGCGUGUCUCUCUCCACGCUCUACCUCUUGUGCGGAUUCUGGUUACUCAAGUACGUCCAGUGUUACCUCGGAAACCAGCAAGCCCAGCACCACCUCCAAACGCAGUUUUCUGGACCUUCCGGCCGAGAUCCGUAACCAGAUUUAUCGGCUCACUUUCGUCUCGGAUGAGAAGUUGGAUUUUGCAUAUCCCAAUAACUUCAGCCGAUCUUCAUCAUUGCUACAAACCUGUCGUCAAGUCCAUGAGGAGGGCCGCAGUAUCCUAUACUCCGAGAACACCUUCUACUUCCAGCGCCGCAAGAAGGAGCAAGCUGUCCGUUGGAGUACAGAUGUUUGCGAGAUUGGCUACAAGGAUAUCCAUUUCUUUCUCAAGAGCAUCGGCCUUGCCAAUGUCAGUCUGCUCCGUCGGGUGAUCGUCAUGUUUGAAGAUGCCCAACCUUCGAUGAACACCCACCUCAAGGACGCCGACGAGCGAAGAUUUACCAAUGACAACGACCUGAUGGAUAUCCUACGCAUACUGGGUGAUCACACCAUGCUCAAGACGCUAGAUCUGUGCUUCCAAGGAAGGCGUGUCUUUUACAACAAGGACGAAACGCGGUUUAUCGAACAUCUUACGAAGAUCAAAGCGGACCAGGUCAAGUGUAUCAACAACCCUGAUACACCUUUCUCUAACUGGAAGGGAAACUCCAAGAUCGCUUUGGCAGAUGCAGGUCGUCUCAUACAUGAGAUGACACGACGAGUCACGAUCUUUCGCUGA